AUGAGGGGGGGUGCAAUAAGGGUGGGAGGUUAUUUUACAGGGUAAUCACAAGUCCACAUUCAAGAUUCAUUAUAUCAUUUGUAGGUAUUUUGUUGGGCUGAAGUGUUGCUAAGUGGUUGUUAUCUGACUAUCUCCUCUUCCUCCUCCCUCUCCUCCUCCUCCUCUUCCUCCUCCUCCUUCUCCUCCCCCAAUCAGGAGCAUAUGAUCCAGAAUGAGGUAGCCAUCCUGAGGAGGGUGAAACACCCUAACAUUGUUCUGCUGAUCGAGGAGAUGGACACCUACAGCGAGCUCUACCUGGUCAUGGAGUUGGUCAAGGUACGCAACGCUAGGGGGUGUGUGUGUGCGUGUGUGUGUGUGUGCGUGUGUGUGCGUGCGUGCGUGCGUGCGUGCGUGUGUGCGUGUGUGCGUGUGUGCGUGUGUGUGUGCGUGCGUGCGUGCGUGCGUGCGUGCGUGCGUGCGUGCGUGUGUUGAAUUCGAGAUGCCAUUCAAGGAACCCAAGGACACAGUACAAUAAAACACAAAGAAAAAAAGAACAAAGCAAAGAUUGUUUGAACCAUAAACCAGAUUUACUACUGCACUUCCACUGGUGCAGGGCCGGCUCUAGCCUUUAGGUGUCAUGUUAAUAUGAUAUCUGAGUGAGAAUGACUAACAAAAUCAGUGGGGAUCCCCCUGCAGGUCAGGGCUCCUCCUGGAGGUCAGGGCUCCCCCUGGAGGUCAGGGCUCCUCCUGGAGGUCAGGGCUCCCCCUGGAGGUCAGGGCACCUCCUCGGACAUGA
Messenger RNA from Coregonus sp. 'balchen', 775 nucleotides. The record is from the annotation of a GenBank genome assembly. Lineage: Eukaryota; Metazoa; Chordata; Actinopteri; Salmoniformes; Salmonidae.